Molecule: messenger RNA, 1881 nt
Organism: Gekko japonicus
Lineage: Eukaryota; Metazoa; Chordata; Lepidosauria; Squamata; Gekkonidae
Gene: HCN1
Product: hyperpolarization activated cyclic nucleotide gated potassium channel 1
Exons: 6
Coding region: 1-1881 (626 amino acids)
Source: RefSeq, a predicted model, not a curated record
AUGAGCAUUAACUCAUACGUGUUUGUGUGUGUGUGUGUGUGGGUGGGUGGGUCAAUUUAUAAUGUGUGUGAUUUUUAUCAACAGAUUUUCCACAUGACGUAUGAUCUAGCAAGUGCUGUGGUGAGAAUCUUCAAUUUAAUUGGAAUGAUGCUGCUGCUUUGCCACUGGGAUGGCUGCCUUCAGUUCUUGGUACCAUUACUGCAGGAUUUCCCACAAGACUGCUGGGUGUCGCUAAAUGGUAUGGUUAAUGAUUCCUGGGGGAAGCAGUACUCAUAUGCCCUCUUCAAAGCCAUGAGCCACAUGCUUUGCAUUGGUUAUGGAGCCAGAGCCCCCGUCAGCAUGUCGGAUCUGUGGAUAACCAUGCUGAGCAUGAUUGUGGGGGCCACCUGCUAUGCCAUGUUCGUGGGUCAUGCCACGGCCCUAAUUCAGUCUUUGGAUUCCUCAAGGCGUCAGUAUCAAGAGAAGUACAAACAAGUGGAACAGUACAUGUCAUUUCAUAAACUGCCUGCUGACAUGCGUCAGAAGAUCCAUGAUUACUAUGAACACCGUUACCAGGGCAAGAUCUUUGACGAGGACAGCAUUCUCAAUGAGCUCAACGACCCACUUAGGGAGGAGAUUGUCAACUUCAACUGCCGGAAGCUUGUCGCCACAAUGCCACUCUUUGCAAAUGCAGACCCAAAUUUUGUUACUGCCAUGCUAAGCAAACUUCGGUUUGAGGUGUUCCAGCCUGGAGAUUAUAUUAUCCGAGAAGGAGCUGUGGGAAAGAAGAUGUAUUUCAUUCAACAUGGGGUUGCUGGUGUCAUCACUAAAUCCAGUAAAGAGAUGAAACUGACAGAUGGGUCCUACUUUGGAGAGAUCUGUCUUUUGACCAAAGGCCGCCGCACUGCCAGUGUACGAGCAGAUACUUACUGUCGAUUGUAUUCUCUUUCUGUGGACAAUUUUAAUGAGGUUCUGGAAGAAUACCCUAUGAUGAGAAGAGCAUUUGAAACAGUAGCCAUUGACAGACUGGACAGGAUAGGAAAGAAAAAUUCGCUUCUCCUGCAGAAAUUCCAAAAAGAUCUCAAUACCGGCGUUUUCAACAACCAAGAGAGUGAAAUUUUGAAGCAGAUAGUAAAACACGACCGAGAGAUGGUGCAGACUGUUGUCCCGAUGAACAUACAGCAGAUGUCAGCGCUGAAUUCUAACACUCCAGGCGCAGCCCCAUCAAUGCAGAUCAGGACGCAGUCCCCACCUGUGUAUUCUGUUCCCAACCUCUCACACGGGAGCCUGAAUUCUCCAACGCCAAGCACACAGACGCCCCAGCAAGCUGCCGUUUUCUCGCCCUGCUCCUACCCUUCGGCAGUCUGUAGUCCUCCAAUACAAAGCCCACUGGCUGGCCGAACUUUUCAGUAUGCAACACCUACAGCUUCGCAGCUGUCGCUACUGCAGCAGCAGCAGCAGCAACCGCCGCCGCCGCCACCACCACAACAGCAGUCGCAGCAGCCACAGCAAACACCUAGCACAUCACAGAAGAGCGAUGUCCACAAGAGCACGCAAGCUCUUCACAAUGCUAGUCUGACAAGAGAGGUGAGGCCUCUCUCUGCCUCACAGCCUUCUUUGCCCCAUGAGGUUUCUGCUAUGGCUUCUAGACCUCAUCCGACAGUGGGGGAAUCUUUAGCCUCCCUUCCACAGCCAGUCUCAAGUCUCCAAAGCACAGGCAUCCAGGCUGGAAGCAAAGGCACAGUGCCGCCAAGGGUCGCCCUGUUCCGCCAGAUGUCUUCCGGAGCAAUUCCGCCCACACGAGGGGCCACGCCAUCCACAGCCACACCACCAAGGGAUUCUUCCACAGUCUUAAACACUGAACUAGAGGGAGAUAAACCACGAUUUGCUUCAAACUUAUGA